Urocitellus parryii (Arctic ground squirrel) is the source of this 969-nucleotide messenger RNA. NCBI's taxonomy places the organism in Eukaryota, Metazoa, Chordata, Mammalia, Rodentia, Sciuridae. The record is from RefSeq and is a predicted model, not a curated record.
AUGGAGCUGGUCCAGGAUAACUCCUGUCCUCUGYUGGUCAGUGUGAAGGGGGUCCCUAUACACCAAGUACUUUGCAGAAGGAUAGGGCCACUUCAGAGCUUCCAGACCUGGCCCAAUGACCUGCUCAUCAGCACCUACCCCAAGUCUAGCACCACUUGGUUAAGUGAGAUACUGGAGAUGAUCUACCAGGGUGGAGACCUAAGGAAGUGUCAUUGGGCCCCCAUAUAUUUUAGGGUGUCCUACCUUGAAUUCAAAUGCCCAGGUCUCCCCUCAAGCCUGGAGUCUCUAAAAGACACACCUGCUCCACAGAUCCUCAAGACCCAUUGCCACUGGCCCUGCUUCCCCAAGUCUGAAGGUCAAGGAAAGUCUCUUCAAGCUGUGUCUCCACUCAAGUGGGAAGGCCACCUGCCCUCACUGUGGCAGGGCCAAGACAAAGAGAGUGAGACUGUUAUUUUGGUGAUCUAUGUUGCCCGCAAUGCAAAGGACGUGGCUGUCUCCUAUUACAACUUCUACAAAAUGGCCAAGGUGCACCCUGACCCUGGCACCUGGGACAGCUUCCUGGAGAAGUUCAUGGAUGGACAAGUGUCCUAUGGGUCGUGGUACCAGCAUGUGCAGGUGUGGGGGGAGCUGAACCGCACUCAUCCUGUGCUCUACCUCUUCUAUGAARACCUGAAGGAGAACCUGGAAAGGGAAAUUCAGAAGAUCCUGGAGUUUCUGGGGCGCUCCCUGUCAGAGAAGACCGUGGAUCACAUCGUCCCCACAUCCUUCAAGGAGAUGGAGAAGAACCCCAUGGCUGACUCCAGCACCUUUCCUACUCAUAUCCUAGACCACAGUAUUUCUCCCUUCAUGAGGAAAGGCAUCCCAGGGGACUGGAAAUCCGCCCUGACUGUGGCCCAGAAGGAGUACUUUGACACCCACUAUGCUGAGAAGAUGGCAGGCUGCAAGCUAAACUUCCACUGGGAGAUCUGA